Lachancea nothofagi CBS 11611 is the source of this 1929-nucleotide messenger RNA. Lineage: Eukaryota; Fungi; Ascomycota; Saccharomycetes; Saccharomycetales; Saccharomycetaceae. The record is from the annotation of a GenBank genome assembly.
AUGGGUUAUUUGGGCACAAAAGUGGCUAAAGCAGCAGCGACAAAUGCGCCGCCUGACGUGGACAAUCCUCCGUUCUACAUUCCCGUUAGAUCCAUUGAAAACAGGUACGCCCUGAUGCAGGAGCUCGGAAACGGCAGCUUUGGCUCCGUAACGCUGGCGAAAAUGCUGGCAGGUGCCGAUUGCCAAGGCUGUAGCGAAAACGCGUCGUCGGUCUCGCAAACACAAGCCCAACACGAAAACUGCGUGUCGCGUCCGCAGUACCGUAAAACGCUCAUGGAAGACGCAGCGAUUGCCAACGUGGAUCAAGAAAACUUUCACAACAAGCAGCGUGGCGUGCUAGCCAUCAAAACCAUGAUGACGCGUCUGCCGACUUUGAAUGACUACACACGCGUUAGGGAGAUCAAGUUCAUACUGUCAAUGCCUGCGCAUAAAAACCUGGUGCAGAUCUUCGAGCUCUUUAUCGACGACAUCAACUACCAAUUACACAUUGUCAUGGAAUGCAUGGAACAGAAUUUGUACCAGCUCAUGAGAGCACGUCGCAAGCGCAUCUUUUCGUUACCAUCGCUAAAAUCCAUCCUGACUCAACUUUUGGCAGGAAUACGCCAUAUUCAUUCUCACAACUUCUUUCAUCGCGACUUGAAGCCGGAAAACAUUCUAAUCUCUCCCUCAAAUCACUACUUCAGCAAAAAAUGGAUACUUGAUGGCCAUUACACUGAUAACUACGUGGUUAAAAUUGCAGAUUAUGGUUUGGCGCGCCACGUCACCAACAAAAGUCCCUACACCGCAUAUGUGUCCACGCGCUGGUAUCGAUCACCAGAAAUAUUACUAAGAAAGGGUUCCUAUUCCAGGCCAUUGGAUAUAUGGGCAUUUGGAUGUGUUGUGGUUGAAGUCGCUACAUUCAGACCACUUUUCCCCGGUUCAGAUGAGAUGGAUCAAAUCUGGAAAAUUCUAGAAGUUCUCGGUACCCCACACACGAUGCCAGAAAAUAGCUUGAGCGGUUACCGGCCACACGGUGGAUCUUGGGAAAAAGCUCAAUUAUUAGCCUCAAGAUUAAAUUUGAAAUUUCCUUACGUUGAAGGAAUAAACAUCGAGAAUGUCAUUGAUAAUCCACACUUACAACCACUUUGUGAUGUUGUCAAGGCAUGCCUUACUUGGGAUCCCAAAAAAAGAGCCACCGUUACAGAGUUAUGCCAAAUGCAAUACUUUAAGAAGACUGAAGUGAGCAUAAAUACAGGGCUGGUCAACGAUGAAAACAUCAUUAGAAUACCUCAAGCGAACUCUCAACAACAAGAAUGGGAUUCGAAGCUCACGUUGAAAAAAAGCUUCGCCGAGCAUCAACCCACAGAAUCUUCGUCAUUAGGUCCUAAUGUUAUUGAUUUCAAUGGUGGUAACUUCCGUAAUUCCAAAGAAGCACAAAUAUCGUUCCAACAAUUUUUGGAAGAGUCUGCAACUUCUGACCAACUUACCGAUUCAACUGUGAGUAGCAGCAUUCCGGACGAGGAUAAAGUUGACCCCCAUGACAACUUACUGAGCAACAAUUUAAUCGCACUACCUUUAUCGGAUCAACUGACGCAGGAUUUACCGCUGUCGACUUCCGAUCUUAAUGUCCAAGACGAAAAUGAAGUUAAGCCUCAAGAGAUGAUGGAGAGCUUUGCGGGAUAUUAUUCGACCAAGUCCUCUGACUACGACGGACCUCAUGUGGAAGCUCCAUUAGGCAAUAUGGAUUCGAACUACAUCCACUAUGAGGACGUCACUGAUAUACAACACCACCGCCGCUGUAAUGUACUGGAUGAUAUGUCCGUAGACUCCAGCACUUCCAAUCAUAUCCCUCGCUCCUUCGCUGUCCCUAGAAUCUCUGAAGAAUGUGACACAUCCUUGCAAGAGCAUGACAGUCACAGCUUUUCCCACACACAUAGUCUCACUUUCUGA